AACGUCAACCUGAUCGGAAUAUGCGUUCUCUGCCAACCAUCUCAGAAAAGGUAUCAGAAGACAUUAGGAAAAACAGAGAGAGAAACGAAUAGCAACGACUUCCCCCAUUCCCCCCUUUGCUGGCUGAUCAAUUUCUCUCUCUCUCUCUCAACCAUCCCUCCCCCCACACACAGUUAGAGAGAGAGAGAGAGAGAAAAGCAAGGCGUAGAAACCACGUAAGCCGAUUCUUGUAGAGAGAGAGAAAGAGAGAUCUGAGCGGUAAAAAUGGGGACGCUACAGACAUGGAGGAAAGCCUAUGGCGCUCUCAAAGACACCACCAAAGUCGGCCUCGCCCAUGUCAACAGCGAUUACGCGGAUUUGGAUGUGGCCAUAGUCAAAGCUACGAACCACGUCGAGUGCCCGCCCAAAGAGAGGCACCUCAGAAAGAUUCUGAUUGCCACCUCAGCGAUUCGCCCGCGAGCCGAUGUUGCUUACUGCAUUCAUGCGCUUUCCCGGCGAUUGGCCAAGACGCGUAACUGGACGGUGGCAUUGAAAACACUGAUAGUCAUCCAUAGGUUAUUGAGGGAGGGUGAUCCUACUUUCAGAGAAGAACUACUGAAUUACUCACAACGAACACGCAUUCUCCAGCUUUCUAACUUCAAGGAUGAUUCAAGUCCAAUUGCUUGGGAUUGCUCUGGCUGGGUACGGACUUAUGCAUUGUUUUUGGAGGAACGACUUGAAUGUUUCAGGGUUAUUAAGUAUGAUAUUGAAGCUGAACGUCUACCAAGACCUUCCCAAGCGCAGGAGAAGGGUUACAGCAGAACCAGGGAUUUGGACAGUGAAGAACUGUUGGAGCAAUUGCCAGCUUUGCAGCAGCUGCUGUAUCGUCUUAUUGGUUGCAGGCCAGAAGGAGCAGCUUUUGGUAAUUAUGUUAUCCAAUAUGCCCUGGCUCUGGUACUGAAAGAGAGUUUUAAAAUAUACUGCGCUAUUAAUGAUGGGAUCAUCAAUCUUGUUGAUAAGUUUUUUGAGAUGCCAAGACAUGAAGCUGUAAAAGCCCUUGAUGUCUAUAAACGAGCUGGCCAGCAGGCCGCAAGCCUUUCUGACUUCUAUGAAGUUUGCAAAGGAUUGGAACUUGCUAGGAAUUUCCAGUUUCCUGUUCUGAGAGAGCCUCCACAAUCCUUCCUUACAACCAUGGAAGAGUAUAUAAGAGAGGCACCCCGGGUGGUUCUUGGUCCAAAUGAGCCAUUGCUUCAAUUGACAUACAGAACAGAUGAAGGCCCUUCUGAAGAAUCAAAAAUAUCCAGUGAUGAAGCUGAGGUAUCAGCUUCUGAUAAUGCUGAUGUGGCUAAAGUUGAGAUUACUCCUACUCCUCCUCCUCCUCCUCCUCCUCCUCAAAACCACCUGGAAACUGGUGAUCUACUGGGAUUGGAUUAUAACACUGCUGAUGCAUCGGCAAUUGAGGAUAGAAAUGCUUUGGCUCUAGCCAUAGUUCCAUCAGAUCCUGGUGCUGCCCCAACAUUCAAUUCUAAUGCCAGUCAAGCAAAAGAUUUUGAUGCUAAUGGAUGGGAGCUUGCCCUGGUCACCACUCCGAGUGGCAACAUUUCAUCAGUUAACGAGAGGCAAUUGGCUGGUGGAUUGGACUCGCUCAUUCUCAACAGUUUGUACGAUGAAGGAGCAUACAGAGCCUCGCAGCAGCCUGUUUAUGGAGCACCUGCGCCGAAUCCCUUUGAGGUGCACGAUCCGUUUGCUUUGUCAACUAGUGUUGCUCCACCGUCUGCAGUUCAGAUGGCAGCAAUGGCUCAACAGCAGGCAAAUCCCUUUGGUCCGUACCAACCUACCUUCCAGCAGCAACCGCAGCAGCAGCAACACAUGAUGAUGGCCCCAACUAAUCCUUUUGGUGAUACAGCAUUUGGUGCAUUUCCUGCGAAUCCCGCUGCUCACCCGCAAACAAACAAUCCAUUUGGAAGCACAGGCCUACUGUAAAGACAAUGUUUUGCACAUCCAGAAAAUGAGUCAGAGAUGGAGAUAUGCAUGAACUGAACGGCUUCCUUCUCCUGACUUCUGGGCAAGGUUUGUUUGCAUUCUUUUGAUGCAUGUUACAUGAUGUGUAUGUAUAUAUGAGUUUUUAGCAUUUCAUGAUUAGAAGAAAAAUUGUGUGUAUUAAUGAAGCCCAGCUUGUUGGAAAGAUAUCCCUUUAGUAGAGAGCAAUUUUUAUUAUUAUUUCCUAAUGUUAGUGGCUUGUGAAAGUUUAACUUUCAUUGCCUGCUAAA
This is a messenger RNA of Corylus avellana, 2249 nucleotides long. NCBI's taxonomy places the organism in Eukaryota, Viridiplantae, Streptophyta, Magnoliopsida, Fagales, Betulaceae. The record is from RefSeq and is a predicted model, not a curated record.